Messenger RNA from Protopolystoma xenopodis, 732 nucleotides. NCBI's taxonomy places the organism in Eukaryota, Metazoa, Platyhelminthes, Monogenea, Polystomatidea, Polystomatidae. The record is from the annotation of a GenBank genome assembly.
AUGUAUGCUAAGCAGAUGUGAUGUCUAAAUGAGAUCGUUCCUCCACAAACGUGCAUUGAUUUGUCUGGUCACAAUACAUCCAAUCCUGCUCCAAGAACAACUAUCUCCUCGGAAGGCUUGAGUUUAACUUCCACCCAGACCAUAACAGAAAUUUCCUCUUUGUCUUCAACCCCACUCAACCAGACUAUUUCAUCAGCCACUUCUCUGUUUUUAUCUGGCUCACUUCCAGUGAGUUCUUCGCCCAUUCAACCAUGUCUUGCAACUGAUCCACUUGUACCCUGGUCAAACUUAGUGCCUUCAUCUAGUACCAUCACCGCCAUUGCCGUCUCCACUCCUAUUCCCACCUUACCUACAGAUUCUCCAUAUCCUCACUCUUCACGCGCCCUCGAUGCCUCCGUCUCGUCCUCAUCAAUUCACUCGGCUAUUUCCACUUCAUUGACCUCUCCCACAAUUAUUUCACCAAAGACACAUUCAAUGACCAGUGUUUCGUCUACAUCCUCCUCCUCAUCUUCGAACUCUUCUCUGUCUGGUAGUCUGGCGGGCCAAUCAGGAAUGUAUUUGCGUCUCAAAAUGGCGGUCAACAAACGCCAGACGGCCGGUGGAAACUCCUCCAUUUCAGAUACCUCAAUCUUCUCCGAUGAAUCUCUGGAGCCAUCUGUCAAGAAUGGUAUUGUUCGUAUUCUUAAUUCACAUUUAUUAUUUAAAAAUGCUAAGCCUUGUGAGUCACUAUAA